AUGGCUGAAACCUUGAGUGAUCAGAUGAUCGCUCAAAAGUUUGAAGAACAUCAGGUCGCCAUUGAAUCCAUAAAGGACAUGUUGGAGCGGCUUCUGAACAAAAAGAAGAAGAAGAAGGUCACGUGUACCCCAUGGAGGCCAGUGGAAGGCAAGGAAUGGGGACCUACUCCUAAUCAGAUGACUGAACGGGAAGAUAAUGCUGAAAUCCUGUCGGAUCACUUCUCGAAGUCAUCGACAGGAACGUCAUGCUCCAGGCAUAUCUACUACAUUAUAGCUCAGACCGAAUUCCUCACCGGGAACGACGUCAUCCUCACCCGGCUAUUCAUCGGCACCCUCAAAGGGGUAGCUUUCGAAUGGUUCUGCAAGUUAGAACCAGGCUCUAUCAAGUCAAGGGCCGACGCAGAAAGGCUCUUCCUCACCCGCUUCUUCGAUGAUGAUACCGAAGUGUCGAUGGCUGCACUCCUUGCUAAAAAGCAAAGGAAGUCGGAGUCAGUCAAUGACUUUGUAAAGAGAUUCAGGAAUCAGUUGGUCCAUUAUCGAGACCAAGUCUUUGAAACCAUACUGAUUGAGAUGUGCCGUAAUAACCUUUCAAUCCAUAUUCUGUCCAAGGUUGGCACAGUAGAGACCCGAACCUGGAAAGAACUCAUUCGCCAAGGCGAGCAGGUUGAGAAUAUGACCAAAAAGGGAGUUGCCAAACCGAGCGCACCAAAGAAUCCUCCUCGAACGAGAGGAAAGGAGAUCAUGGCCGUUGACUUCGCUCCGGUGCCCAAACCAGUUCAGAGGCCGAAACCUAGGCCGUUCGAACAACUUCCCCCGAGGCAAUACGACUUCAGGGAAGACCAAGUGGUAGAAACCCUUAACACGCUCCUCAAGAGCAAUAGGAUUAAGCUAUCGGAAGUAACUAAGCCCGAAGAGGCGAGAAAAACAAGUGAACCGAACUACUGUGCGUAUCACAGGUUCCUCGGCCACCAUACCUUCAAAUGCUAUAUCCUCAAGGACAAACUUCAAGCCCUGUACGAUGCGGGAGUUCUAAAAAAGGAGAAGGUGCAUAAACAGGUGACCACAAACAUGGUCACUCUGAGUUUUGGAAGGGAUCUCCUAGAGGUUCAAGCGCCGACGGGGAUAGUUCCUAUCCCUAAGGCAAUGCUGAAAAUCAUUAACGAUGAUCCUCAUAAUCAACGAGGAAAAGGUUUAGUAUCCCAAAUCUUACCAUCGGGGUAA
Asparagus officinalis (garden asparagus) is the source of this 1221-nucleotide messenger RNA. RefSeq lists its product as uncharacterized. The coding region runs from base 1 to 1221 and encodes 406 amino acids. The transcript has 2 exons. The record is from RefSeq and is a predicted model, not a curated record. NCBI's taxonomy places the organism in Eukaryota, Viridiplantae, Streptophyta, Magnoliopsida, Asparagales, Asparagaceae.